Trichoderma virens Gv29-8 is the source of this 2479-nucleotide messenger RNA. RefSeq lists its product as uncharacterized. Bases 1 to 2145 code for a protein of 714 amino acids. The record is from RefSeq and is a predicted model, not a curated record. The transcript has 7 exons. Lineage: Eukaryota; Fungi; Ascomycota; Sordariomycetes; Hypocreales; Hypocreaceae.
AUGUGGUUAAAUGCGCAGUCUCUCCACCUGGUGACGCUUGUUGUCGUCGAACUUGAGACAAUUUCGGUAGGAUGGGAUAUCCAGAGCUGGUGCGGAGAGCAGCAACUCGUACAGACAAUAGCAAUAGGUCCAGAUGAGACACCCGAGAGUUGGGGGCGUUUGGAUCGUGUCACCGGCGAAUCGACAACGAUUCCUGUGGACACGAGCCGCGGGCGGCUCCAAACCCUUGCCAGGAAGCCCGGUUACAUUGCAUGGUGCAAGGAUGAAGCAAGCAAACAACCCUUCGGUCGCUCUCCGUUGUCCGAUGACCCUGCUCUGCAAGAUGUUGGGUGGCAGACAAAGAGGGGAGCGAGACAAAAAAUUGCCCCUAACAAGUUACUUGAUCGGCUUCAUCCGCAACCGCAAGCCAUGGCAGUCGGAUCUGCUAGGGACAAGUUCCCGAACGAUCUCCUUCUAGUCCAGUUCCUCCGCUCCGCUAAGAGAUGCGCCGGGCAAGGGCCUUAUAUCCAUGACCAUUUUGGGUUCGAAAAGAGCUUUGAGGAGCUCAUCGCAGACAUUUUGCGCAUGCGCGACCUUAUGCGACAGCAAUUGCCGGCGUCUGUAUUCAGCGAACGAGGCGUCUUUAAAGACGAGGCUCCGUAUGUCGCUGUGCUGACAAGGAGUGGCUAUGAGUUUAUCGUUGCCUUUUUUGCGACUCGAGUGCUGGGAGGAGCGCCCAUUCCUUUUGGAUCUGGCAUUCUCCCCGAAGAAGCCCGAUACUUCGUCGAUAGCUCCAAAGCGUCAUGUAUUCUCGCCGGAAAAGAUUGUUACGAGAAAGCCGAGCGAAUUGCCUCCCUCUCCAGCGGCCCGACCGAUUUCAAGACUAUACCCAUACCUAUCGUAUGCGACUCUGAGCCUGUAAAAGAGAUUGAGGUUACAAUCGAUGAGACGCUCAACAUGGAUCCUCGAGGCCCUGGCCUGGUGAUUUUCACAUCUGGAACCACUGGGCCUCCAAAGGGCGCCGUUCUGCCUCGAAUCUGCAUUGUCUUCCAGCCGGAUGCCCCCGCAAACUGCCAGACUAUUUGCUUCCGCCCUCCUCACUGGCUUGGUGGCGCCAUCAGCUUGGUCGAGCCGAUGCUCACGGGCAAGCAGGUCCACAUACUUCGAGAGCGAGCUGGCGUAGAGAAUAUCUGGAAAGUCUUUCGCAAUAAUCAGAUCACAGGAACAGGGUUUACGCCUGGCGUCCUGCGCGAGAUGAAGGAGUGGCUAGAGGCUCAGAGUGAGGAUGAGCAGGAAGAGUAUCUCAAAGCAUUCAAGAGGAUUGGUAUAAUUCAUUGCGCUGGCGCCAUGGUCUCACCAUCAGUUCUGAAAUUCUGGAAGAGCACAACGGGAUUGGUAUUCAACAAUGUUUACGGAUCAACAGAGGUUGGAGGCCUUGCAACAUUCAAGUGUCUCGACGGCACAGAACGAUCGGAUGCAAUCGGUGUUGCGUUCCCAGGUAUAAAAGUCAAGCUGACUGAUGGUGAUCACGGAGAGAUCUGCGUCAAGAGCCCGUUCAUGCUAACGCACUAUAUUGGUGACGAGGAAAAAACAAAAGCUGCAUUUGACGCCGAGGGGUAUUUCAAGACGGGAGACUUCGCUGAAUUAAAAGAUGGCGAAUACAUUUUCUCAGGCCGCGCUAACACCGACUACAUCUUGUUCCGCCACUAUCGCAUUCCCAGCGUCCAGGUGGAGGUCGCACUUACAGCUCUUCCUUAUGUGACCGAAGCCUGCGUCCUGGGCGUACCAGAUCACGAAGCAAAACAAAUAUGCGCCGCCGUCGUGCGCCUUACUCGCGAACAAGAGCAAUUGCAGAGCAGACAUGGCGAGCGAAUAAUCGACCUCGCUCGCCUCCGAGCCGAUAUGAACGAAACGUUGCCGAAAUAUAUGCUUCCCGUGCUGGUCAAGAUUCUUGGCCCCGGCGAAGAGAUGCCACAGACGGUGUCACAUAAGCCUAUCAAAAAACAAAUCAUUAAAAAGUGCUUUGGAGUGGAAAAGUCGUGGUCUGCCGAGAACUCCAUCCCUGGGGUGGAAUAUUGGGGAAGCAUGCCUGCGCCAGAAGAGGCGGACACGAAGCUGUGGGAUUGGCUUGGCUUACAGCGAGCUGAUUUCAAGGCUGAGGCGUAAAAAGACUCAAAGAAAAACAAAAUGAAAAACAAAAUGAAAAACCAAAGGAAAAACCAAAGCGAAAACAAGAACGAAAGCAAAAACAAAACAAUAAACAAUAAACAUAUCGCAUGGUCCAGCCAUGGAUGCGGAGCUCGAAAUGGGCGUGAUAUGUUGCAGUUUCAAUAACUUGGGCGUUGGUACAUGUAUAUGUCCGAGAGUAUAUGUUCGAUAGCGCACUUGGUGGUUUACUACAAUUGUAUCGGUUAGCUUCAAACUCCGAUAGGUACAUGUAUGUUUCGGAUGAUGAUACGAUGACAUGAUGAAAUAGAGUCUUACCUGGAUAAGAACGAGG